AUGAGCGCGUCCGUGGCCGUGUACCGGAACAUUUACACCGAGGACCGCUUCAAGCAGGCGUACGGCUCGGACGACAGCGGCAGCGGCGGCGCGAGGCUCCGGGAGCGGCUCCUGCUCCGGUGCAGGUGUUCGAGGCUCUCCUGGCUCCACCUGUUGAGGCAGAGGGUGCCUGUUUUCAGCUGGCUGCCCCGGUACAGGCUCAAGAAAUGGAUUCUAGGAGACACCAUAGCCGGGCUGACUGUCGGGAUCCUGCAUAUCCCUCAAGGCAUGGCGUUUGCUUUACUCACAUCAGUGGCUCCAAUAUUUGGACUCUACACCUCCUUCUUCCCUGUUGUCCUGUACAUGAUUUUCGGGACAGGUCGCCACGUGUCCACAGGUACCUUUGCUGUAGUGAGUCUGAUGACCGGCUCCGUGGUGGAGCAGCUGGUUCCUACUCCUCUGGGGAUGAACUCAAGUUCACCGGAGGCGGCUGACUUUGAGGCCCAGAGGAUCGGAGUCGCCUCGGCUGUUGCACUUCUGUCAGGACUCAUCAUGCUCUGCAUGUUCACGCUCCAGCUGGGCUUCCUCUCCACAUACCUGUCUGAGCCAAUCGUUAAGGCUUUCACCAGCGCCGCUGCCUUCCACGUCACCGUCUCACAGCUGCAAAGCAUGCUGGGCCUUCGCCUGCCUCGCCACACGGGGACCUUCUCCCUCUUUAAGACUUUGGCGUCGGUGAUGGAGAACCUGCCUCACACCAACAUGGCCGAGCUGCUCAUGUCUCUGCUGUGUCUGGCCGUCUUGGUCCCAGUGAAGGAGAUUAACAUGCGCUUCCGGCAGCGCCUGCGCACGCCCAUCCCCGUGGAGAUCCUGACAGUGAUUAUUGCUACAGGCGUGGCCUACGCUGCCUCCCUGGACUCUGCCUACAGCAUUGAGAUUGUCGGUCACAUCCCUGCAGGAUUCCCAAAACCACAGAUGCCGUCCAUUCAGACCUUCCCUGCUAUUGCUGGAGACACAGUCGCCAUCACUUUUGUUGGUUAUGCUGUUUCUGUCUCAUUGGCAAUGAUUUAUGCAGAUAAACAUGGUUAUUCCAUACAUCCAAACCAGGAGCUGCUGGCUCAUGGCAUCUCCAACACAGUCUCUUCCUUUUUCACAUGCUUUCCCAGCUCAGCCACUCUGGCCACAACCAACAUACUGGAGAGCGCAGGAGGAUACACACAGCUGUCUGGCUUGUUCACCAGCCUGGUUGUUCUGAUUGUCCUGCUGCUGAUCGGGCCGCUCUUCUACUUCUUACCCAAGGCAGUGCUGGCAUGCAUCAACGUCACCAGCCUCAGGCAGAUGUUCCUGCAGUUCCAGGACCUGCCAGAGCUGUGGAGAGUCAGCAAGAUUGACUUUAUGGUUUGGGUUGUGACCUGGCUCUCCGUGGUGGUACUCAACGUGGACCUUGGCCUUGCGAUCGGGGUGGUCUUCUCGAUGAUGACCGUCAUCUGCCGCACACAGAGGGCCGGCUGUUCAGUCCUCGGCAGAGCCAACAACACUGAAAUUUACAGACCUCUAGAGAAACACAGCAAGUGUUAUGAAGUGCCUGGCGUGAAGAUCCUGACGUACAACGGACCCAUUUACUACGGCAACCGUAGCUUCUUCAGGGAGGAAAUGAGCAGGCUGCUGGGCCUGACGCCAGAGAAGAUCCGCAGUCGAGAGAAAUUCAGGAAGGCGCUGGAGAAACGGGAGCGGGAAACCGCCGUCAACACGGUGGAGGGAGGAAUCGCAAACACAUCGUUUUCCUCAGAAAAUGAAUUCUUCAAAUCGGAAGCCUCAGAGAGUGACGUCCAGGCGGUGCUGAUCGACUGCAGCAGUGUGAUCUUCGUUGAUGUUGCCGGAGCGAGACUCUUCACACAGAUUUGUACUGAGUGCCAGAAAAUAGGAGUCCAUGUGUAUUUGGCAAACUGCAAUGAGAGCGUCCUGAAGAUCCUCACAUCCAGCGGCCUCAUGAACUACAUGAACCCACAGCAUAUUUUCGUCACUGUCCACGACGCUGUGAUGUAUAUUCAGCAGCAGAAGGAAAAACCUCCGGAGAGCAACACGACAGUCUGGGUGUGAGAAGGGAAGGCGCCGACGAGUCAUGCUGAUCAUUUUACUCCUAAACUGUUACUGAAGCUGUAGCCUGUGUAGCACAGCUUUUGCAGUGUUACCACUUUCCUUUGAGCUUUCAGAACACAGU
Molecule: messenger RNA, 2197 nt
Organism: Salarias fasciatus (jewelled blenny)
Lineage: Eukaryota; Metazoa; Chordata; Actinopteri; Blenniiformes; Blenniidae
Gene: slc26a10
Product: solute carrier family 26 member 10
Exons: 18
Coding region: 1-2076 (691 amino acids)
Biological process (GO): transmembrane transport
Cellular component (GO): membrane
Source: RefSeq, a predicted model, not a curated record